This is a messenger RNA of Haliotis rufescens (red abalone), 4114 nucleotides long. Its product is annotated as thyroid hormone receptor beta-like. NCBI's taxonomy places the organism in Eukaryota, Metazoa, Mollusca, Gastropoda, Lepetellida, Haliotidae. The record is from RefSeq and is a predicted model, not a curated record. Gene Ontology annotation, biological process: positive regulation of transcription by RNA polymerase II; cell differentiation; negative regulation of transcription by RNA polymerase II. Gene Ontology annotation, molecular function: zinc ion binding; RNA polymerase II cis-regulatory region sequence-specific DNA binding; nuclear receptor activity. The transcript is spliced from 7 exons. The coding region runs from base 195 to 1394 and encodes 399 amino acids.
UCGUGACGAACUGACCACGGUGCGAGAGUGGAGUGUACUCAUGUUCAGGACGUUCAUAUUAAUAUUUCAGCAGUGGCGCUGACAUAGGCAUAUCCCCCGGUUGCAACCUGGAGCAAGCCAUACAAGGCCAAAGGGGCGAGUGUAGUGGACGGUGGUCAAGCGGAGCGGACGGCGUUGUUUGGGGGAGGGUCAGCAUGGAUUCCCCGUCUCUGUCACGGGAUACAUCGGGGGACACCGACAGCAGCUCUACCGACGGGUCGACCUCGGGGGGAAGCAUCAGGCGGAAAGGCGUCCCAUACAUUCCAAGUUACAUGGACCUGACCAAUGGACCCGAGCCAUGCGUGGUGUGUUCCGACGCGGCUACCGGCUACCACUACCGAUGUAUGACCUGUGAAGGGUGCAAGGGCUUUUUUCGACGAACUAUUCAGAAGAAUUUGAAAUAUCAUUGUAAAUGGAACGGGAAUUGCGUCAUCGAUAAAACAACACGGAACCAGUGCCAAGAAUGCCGCUUCCAGAAGUGUGUGAGGGUUGGCAUGGCCACUGACUUGGUUCUAAACGAACGACAACGAAAAGCUAAACGGAAACUGAUCGAAGAGAAUCGAGAACGCAGGAAACAGGACCACGUGAAGGGUCUGAGACUGGACACUGCGGACACUGCCCCGGAACAUAUGUCUGACAGGGAUAGGUCGCUCAUAGCAGACAUUUGUGCCGCAUAUGAAGCCACAAGGAUUAAGGCACCAAACGUCCGUUUUCCUAUGCCGGAGUACGAUACCAGUCAGAACUCUGAGGCGGAGGCGUGGCAGCAGUUGGCGGAAGUGAUGACACCGUCUAUCGUCAAAGUUGUAGAGUUCGCCAAAGGAGUGCCAGGUUUCGUAGAGUUAAACGUAGAGGACCAAAUUCUGCUUCUCAAGUCGUGCUGCAUGGAAGUCAUGUGCCUGAGGGCUGCCUGCAGGUUCGAUGCCCAAUCUCAGUCCCUCAUUCUACCCAACGGUUUGACUGUGCACAAAUCGGCCCUCCACAAAGGCUCUCUUGGGGUGCUGGUGGAACCUAUAUUUGAGUUCGCUCUUGGGCUCGCUAAAUUAGAACUUGACCAGACGGAGGUGGCGCUCCUUGCCGCAGUGUUGCUCAUGCAAUCAGAUCGUUCCGGAUUGAAAGAACCCGAAGCCGUAGAAAAAUUGCAAGAUGCCAUUUUGGGAGCAUACAAGCGUUACAUUGCCGAAAAUCGACCGCACCAACCAGUUCACUGGGCCAAAGUCCUGAUGAAGGUCACUGAUCUACGUACUAUCAGCACUAGGCACGCAGAGCGCGUGCUGUGCGUGCGUCUUGAAUCUAAAGGGGAUAUACCACCGAUGUUCUUAGAAAUGUUCCGGGAAAAUGAUACCGACAAAUCCUGACAGGCAUGCCACUCUGUCGGCCUCUGGGUCAUGUUACAGUAUUAGUGAAUUUGGACAUUGGAUUCGAACCAGGGAGUUCGGAGUAGAAUAGUGCAUCGAGGACCAAGUCCCGCCGGAGUGCUGAUGAAGUGACUGUGAUGAAGAAGACAUCUAUUUCAACAUCCAAUGUAUGAGUAAGGACACUGUCAACCUGCUUUAACACCCAUCCGCCGAUAUUGUACACUAUGAUAAACAGUCCUACAUAUCAGGUGUAGUCGCCCUGAAUGCUAUAGUCCUCGCCACUUGAAAUACUUAUACUUAUAAAGUGAAAACAAGCCUUUCAGCCGAUAAGGAAUAGUACUUACAGUAACCCGUCUUAUUGACACUGAGCUCCUAAAUGACACUUAAGGAUGCUUCAAAAUGAUCUCGCAUAUCCCAUGUUGGCUUCCCCGUAUACUUGUGCUGACACAAAUGCGCUACAAGGCAUAAUACAUCGGGUAAAAUAGUCGCUUCUGCAGAUACUUGCACGGAUUUAUUGAUAUCAUUCCACCGAGGGCCAAGGGUACUGCCUUCACGUUGUUUCCAAAGACAUUGUUGACUAGGGCAGUUUAUAUAUUCUUGUGGAAGCUGUUGCGCCUCUGAACGUAUAAACACACAGGGACGUGAACGAGACAAUCAGUUGCUUACAGGACACUGCCCAUUGUGGGAGAGUUGUUUUGCCAAUGUGAACCUAAGUCGACGACUGCAACAGCGAUCAAUAUAUAUGCGUGAAAUUUGCGUGUGUGACUUCAAUUAACAAAUAAACCACACACACUGCUGUAAACCCACGGUGCUUAGCUCCCUUGGUGCUAACCAUAAAUAAUUGCCAUAAUAUACAAUCCCGGUUCAUUGUCAAUGCCUUCUACAGGUUAUAGUACUUACUAAGAAGAGAAUCUGUCUUGUGCCUACACGAGGGAUCAACUUUGUUACGUCCUCUCAUAGACGCAUUUCCUAUGCUGUUAUAAUUAUUAUAGAAAUUUGCAUAUUGAAAAUGUAUUUAUUUCCGUGAUGUUCUUUCAUUCAUUGUAGUGUUGAUGUGGUAGUCAUUUGGGUUACCACCCGACUAUACAACACACCUACCUCAUGUGUAUAGAGUUUGUAAAAAUUCUUUGGUUCAUAGCUGUUAAUAUGCUAGUCAGAGGUUGAAUGUCACGUAUUCAUUCCCAACUUGCCUGUGAUUAUGUAGUCCGUCUUCUCUGCUUAACAUUUCCACGCUUUCGUUCCCAGUAAUAACAAUCUGCUAACAAUUAUCUAUGCAUGAGGCACUAAUCUAUUACUGAACAAAACAUGUUUAGGAUCAUGAAUAUUUGGGGAAUAUGAUUUUGUAGUAAAGAUUGAGCACAGUUUCACAAAUAACAUCCCUAAAAUUGUCAUGAUCUCUCACGUUUUUUGUGAAGUAUGUACAUGUCAAGUCAGGACCUUUUUUAUUUGUUUCAAAUUCAACCUUUGUAUAAUAUGGUCGAAUUUGUUUCAAAUACUGGUACUUUUUGUGGGCAGGGUAUUUCAAUACCGAUAGCAAGUACUUGACCUUUUUCAGCUUUCAAGUAACGUAGUCGCUUCAUUAACUCCUCGGUAUACUGGUGUAUUUGCCGAGGUGUAGCACAUGUUCUGGGCACAGAGUACUGUCACGAAGGAGAAGUGAGUUCCCGGUACUGCGAGUGUGAACAUAACAUGUUUGUAACAUUACUUAUUGGAGCAAAGAUGGAGAUUUUGUCGUAUCAAAAUAUUGAACUCAAUAGUGGUGAAUAAUUAUGAUGUAAAUUUGAAUGAGAUCCGGUGUAUCACGUGAUAGCUAGGCCACAAUCGUUACCCUCUUUACUGCGUUGGGGUUAGAACGUCCCCGGUGUGUGUAUGGAACACUGUCCACUGUGCCACCUUUGCCAUAGAGAUGUUUUAAGGAACGUCACGUGACCGGUGUUGAAAUAAUUUGUUCUAUGUGAACAUAAAAUCUCGGUGUGGUGACAAAAUAUUAAAAGAUAUUUUACAUCUUAUUACCUGUAUAUAUGAUGCAUAUAUUACUGUUUAUUUUAUCGACGGGAUUCUAUCGCUGAUUAUUUAUUCAUAUUUGCAAAUACGUCUAUUGUCCGUGUAUUCACUUAAUAUAUGUCGUCCCUAUCAGUAGUUUCAUACGACCAGGACUUUGUUCUGUGUGUUUACCUUCAAACACCAGCCGCCACAAAGCAAGGACCUUGAUCGGGAAAUGUGCUUUUGCCAAGUAUAUGUUUUCUAUUUUUGUUUAUAAUGAGUUAGAGUCAAUGCGAUGACACUGUUGUCUUUUUUCAAGUGCUUGCAAACGACAGCUUGUCUUUGUUCCUCCAACUCACAUCGUGUUCAAUGUUUCACAAAAGAUGUGACACACUGACGUCAUUAUAGAUGCAGCCAAACCUGCUCAUCACCUCCCGAAGGUUUUCGACUGUUGUUAAGGGAAAACACAAAUUCAAGUUAUUGUCCGUUUUUCUUCCUCUUUUAUUGCUAGUGCACUGUUGUUUGUUGAUUGUUUAGAGUGUUUGUCUGUGGUGAGCUUCAGAUGUGUGUAUGGAUUUCAUCUCCAUUGAUCGGAAACAGCUGCGUUUUGGAUCCAGACAACAGCAGAAGGAUCGAGAAUUCCAAUGCAAUUGGUAUGACUAUAGAACGGAUGUGGUCUGCAUCGAGGUUGGCUUCGGCGCAAGACUGUAUUUAUACAAUAAAUCACAUUUAUGUUG